Messenger RNA from Girardinichthys multiradiatus, 3947 nucleotides. RefSeq names its product calnexin (gene canx). Bases 153 to 1973 code for a protein of 606 amino acids. Gene Ontology annotation, cellular component: endoplasmic reticulum; endoplasmic reticulum membrane. Gene Ontology annotation, biological process: protein folding. The record is from RefSeq and is a predicted model, not a curated record. Gene Ontology annotation, molecular function: calcium ion binding. NCBI's taxonomy places the organism in Eukaryota, Metazoa, Chordata, Actinopteri, Cyprinodontiformes, Goodeidae. The transcript has 15 exons.
CAACCAAUAAGCAUCUGACAUUUGACAGGAAACGGCUGACCCUGGGGCCUGCUGGCCAAUCAGCGUCGAGCGAAGGCGGUGUUUUCACUGUGAUUCUCCCACGUGACCCUCCUUAGUAGUUCCCAGGCGGUCACAUCGCGGAGCUGGAGACAAUGCAUCAGAAGUUCCUGUUGUUCAUUCUUCUGGGGGCAGGCCUCCUCUGCCUCAGCUUGGCCCCCGUCUCGCAGGCUCAGGAUCAGGACGAGGACAUGGAAGUGGACGUGGAGGACGACCUGGAUCUGGGCCUGGCUGGAACUGAGGAUGAUGAAGAGGAGGAGCUAGAGGGAGACGAACAGGACGAAGCCCCGCCUGCCUCAAAAACUCCUGCUGCACCAAAGGUGACCUACAGGGCUCCAGAACCGAUGGGGGAACACUUCUUUGCAGAGUCUUUUGACCGGGGGACCCUGGACGGGUGGUUUCUGUCCAAGGCGAAGAAGGACGAUGCUGAUGAAGAGAUUGCAAAGUAUGAUGGUAUUUGGGCAGUAGAGGAGAUGAAGGACAGUAAGCUACCAGGGGAUAAAGGUCUGGUCCUGAAAUCUAGAGCCAAGCAUCACGCCAUCUCCGCACAGCUGCUGCGACCUUUCACCUUUGACACCAUGCCACUCAUCAUCCAAUACGAGGUGAACUUCCAGUCCGGUAUUGACUGUGGUGGCGCCUACAUCAAGCUGCUGACUGAGACUCCUGAACUGGACCUGGACCAGUUCGUGGAUAAGACUCCAUACACCAUCAUGUUUGGACCCGACAAAUGUGGAGAAGAUUACAAGCUGCACUUCAUCUUCAGACACAAAAACCCCAAAACCGGAGAGUAUGAGGAGAAGCAUGCCAAGAAACCCGAUGCUGACUUGCGGUCCUACUUUACCGACAAGAAGACGCACCUGUACACACUGGUGGUGAACAACGACAACAGCUUUGAGGUUCUGGUGGAUCAGACGGUGGUGAACAGCGGCAACCUGCUGAAGGACAUGACGCCCCCCGUGAACCCCCCCGCUGAGAUCGAGGACGCUGAUGACCAUAAACCGGAGGACUGGGACGAGAGGCCGAAGAUCCAGGACCCUGAUGCCGUAAAACCCGAAGACUGGGAUGAGGAUGCUCCUGCUCAGAUUCCCGAUGAAGAUGCAGUCAAACCGGACGGCUGGCUGGACAACGAGCCAGAGUAUGUCGGAGACCCAGACGGCCUCAAACCUGACGACUGGGACGAGGACAUGGACGGAGAAUGGGAGGCCCCCCAGAUCCCUAACCCUGCCUGCGAGAGCUCCCCUGGUUGCGGCCCCUGGAAACGGCCAAUGAUCGACAACCCCAACUACAAGGGCAAGUGGAAGCCCUCCAUGAUUGACAACCCUAACUACCAGGGCAUCUGGAAGCCGAGAAAGAUCCCCAACCCAAAUUACUUCGAGGACCUGCAGCCUUUCAGGAUGACGCCGUUCAGCGCCCUGGGACUCGAGCUCUGGUCCAUGACCUCUGACAUCUUCUUCGACAACUUCUUCAUCACCAACGACCGCAACACCGCUGACCGCUGGACUGCUGAUGGCUGGGGGCUGAAGAAGGCUGCAGAGGGCGCUGCUGAGCCUGGUCUGGCAGCUCAGAUGCUGAACGCUGCAGAGGAGCGUCCCUGGCUCUGGAUCGUCUACGUUCUCACCGUGGCUCUCCCGCUCGUCCUUAUCGUUGUCUUCUGCUGUACGGGCAAGGAUAAGAAGAAGAGUCCAGCAGCAGAAUACAAGAAGACCGAUGAACCUCAGCCUGACGUAAAGGAGGAAGAGGAUGAGGAGGAAGGAGAGGAAAAGACUGAGGAGGCAAAGAACAGUUCAGAGGACAAAAGUGAUGAAGAAGUGGCUGCUGCUGAGGAAGAGGAUGGAGAGAAGGAGGCCACAACAGACGAGAAAGAGGAUGAUAUUCUGCGGAGAUCUCCCAGGAGCAGGAAGGUCAGAAAAGACUGAUGUCUGAAUCCUCAGCCCCCUCACCCCCAUCCUCCUCCUCUUCCUCUGCGCCGAGGCCAUGAAGCCUGAAUGGAUCCAGUGAACGCAGUGAAGCCGGCAGAAAUUUGACGAAGAUUCCAACAUGAACCGGUUUUGGACUGAAAAGGACUUUUUAUUUUUUUGUUUUCUAAGAGAUUAACUGAAAUUCACUAAAACUUCCUUCAUCAUUCCGACCCGCGGGGCCGACGUUCCUCCUGCUCCACCAAAUGGGAAAGAUGGCCCCACUGGACCCACACACUGACUGCUGAUAAUUACUUACAAACAUCCAUCUACUAACCGUUUAUAGAGUUUCUGAAUUGGUCUGCUAACUGUCUAAUAAACCCAGAGCUUAGUGGUUUGAGGAUAUUUAAACUGGCAACACUCCAACUUUUUCCAUGUCUGUUUUUGUCCUGUUGGCUGUAGAUCAGUAACUUCUCAGUGUUCCUGCUCCUAAAGCGCUCUGUUGUUCAGACGGAGCAUCAGGAAGCUCAGAAAAACACCUGGAUGUUUAAGUCUGCAGCAACAGGUCGUCUGUUUCUGCUUCUUUACCCAGCACCUGCUUCCUUCAGCACAUCAUCACCACCACCUGGUCAGCAGGUGACACAGAUUCAGUCCUAUUUCAAAAGGAUAAAAGGCACCAAGGAAAAAUAAGGCUCUGAUUAACCUCCUACCUGUCCACGAGCAGCAUCCACACCCCUCCUGCUCUGUGGUCUUUAGCGUCACGGAUUAAAGAGACGGCACUUUAAACCAGAUGUUCAAUCUUGUAAAAAUUAGACUUUCGGGUACAUCUCAGUCUUGAUGUGAGGAUAAAGGAGAAGCUGAGAUGUGGUUAAAAGCUCAAAAGUAAAAGCAUCUGGAGAAGUAAAAUUCCCUGCAGUUACCGCCGACUACCAGAGGGGGUGCUAAAACGCCUUUAAAUCAACCGCUGCUGCUGGUCUGUCUUUGUAAUGUUGGUCCUGAGCUUCCAGUUAAUUUAUUCAUGUCAUCACACAUAACCUCUCACUCUCAUCCAAUGGCUGCACAAUUUGGGGAAAAAAAUUCAAAUGAAGCCAAAUUGUAAAAAGGAUUAAUCUGUCUGCUACAGGUUGAAGAGAUGAACUAUAAACUGCUCUGCUUUGUAACAGUCAGGUCUGCUUGCUUUAGUUCCCUUAAAGGGAUCUUUUUCGGUGGGGUUCUGUGGAGUAGCUCGAAGUAGUCGUAUACAACCUGCAGCAGAAAAACGUAUUUAAGCUGACACGAUCCGGCUUUGCUAAAACCUAAAGUUAGAACAUCCAACAUUUUCUAUCAGUUUUUUUGUAGAAGUUAAAAUAUUAGGAAGCCUCGGUCUGAAUUUUAACUGUAGAGAUUCUCAUCAGUCUUCAGGUUUAAAUAGAAAACAUGGAGCAAUUGUUUGAUAAUGAUUUAAUUUCACAUCUUGUGUCAAACUUCUGGUUUUGUGUUUCAAAUACUUUUAGUUUUUUUUUUUCUUCCUUUUAAGGAUCUAAUGAUCAGGUUUUCUUUUUAUAUGAAGCAGACAAACCGAGGUCAUUCCUCUGAUCAAACCUGAGCAGAGUCACCUCCCUGAUCGGCUGCCGUUGCUGGUUGUUUAAGGUGGAGGGGGGAUUCACAACCAAACUCAAAACCACACUGCGGUGUCUUGAAUCCUGAUUUAAAAGCCUGUUUUCUAAACGUCUGCUGGGAUUGGCAGGUCCUUCAGUUUAUCUGUCCUGUGAUUGGCUUCACAUCGAGCCUUCUCGUCGUCAUCCCCCUACGGUCCGAUAAGUGGAUUGGAUCUCUUGACUGUAAACUAAACACUGUAUCUGCUGCGUUUUAUUUCCUCUGAUGGUUUGGGACUGACUGACUCCAUAAAGGUCUAGCUUUGAAUGAAACACUGUGAUGAUAGAGCCUGAUGUUGGUGUGCAUCGACAUGCAGUAAAUGUUUGUUUUGAUGAAUAAAAAAGGCUGAAUAGAAACUGA